GGAUAUAGCGCCAUCUUAUGUCUGGUGGUACAGUUAUUAUUUUUCCCUUCUCGGCCUCAGUUCGAGUGAUGUUUUGAGCUGGGAUUCCCAUACUUCUGGUCCAAUAAUGGCAGAAAGCGAGGACAAGUUUUAUUAUGUGUACAGCUGCGAUUUAAGUGCAAAUGUUCAGAUUAAGAUUGGGACACUAGAGGGAAAGAGAGAGAGGCCUAGUUACAGAGAUUUACUGGCAGAUCCUCAGUUGAGAUUCUCUGGUCUCUAUGAAGAAAAGUGUGCCGACCUUUAUGUGACCUGUCAAGUCUUUGCCGAUGGGAAACCUUUGACCUUGCCCAGAAGAACAUCAUACAGGGCAUUUACUACCAGAUGGAACUGGAAUGAAUGGCUGAUCCUUCCACUAAAGUUCAGUGACCUCCCAAGAAAUGCCCAGGCUGCUUUCACUAUCUGGGAUGUGUAUGGACCAGAUGAUGCACGGCCGGUAGGAGGGACCACUGUCAGUCUCUUUGGCAAACAUGGGACAUUCCGCAAUGGCAUGCAGGACCUGAAGGUAUGGCCGGGGGUCGAGGGCGAUGGUCGGGGUCAAAGCAAGACACCCGGUAAGCUGGCAGAUAGCAAUGACACUAUGGCACGACUGGCCAAACUGACCAAGAAACAUCGUAAAGGUCACAUGCUGAAGGUCGAUUGGUUGGAUAGACUGACCUUCAGGGAGAUUGAAAUGAUCAAUGAAAAAGAGAAGAGAGACUCAAACUUCAUGUAUCUAAUGGUGGAAUUUCCCAGGAUUCAUUACAAUGAUAUUGAGUUUGCUGUUGUGUAUUAUGAGAAGGACGCAGAGGAGACGAUAUGCACCAGAAACUAUGCAGAGAUUGUCUCUGUUCCUGAUCCUGAGAUGUUAAUGGAAAACCUUGUUGAGAGUAAGCACCACACCUUGGCUAGAAGUGAAAGGAGUGGAUUAUCAGACAGAGAUCUCAAACCAAAUGCUUCCACCAGAGACCAACUCAAUAACAUAGUCGGCUAUGGUCCCACCAAGCCGUUAACCUAUGAGGAGCAGGAUGUGGUGUGGAGAUUCAGAUACUAUCUCAACAGCCAGGGGAAUGCCCUUACCAAGUUCCUUCGCUGUGUCAAGUGGGACGUUCCCCAUGAGGAGAAACAAGCCUUGGAGUUGCUUCAGAGCUGGGCUCCCAUUGAUGUGGCCGAUGCACUAGAGCUUCUCUCUCCUCAAUUCAGACAUAGAGCUGUCAGGAGAUUUGCAGUGUCAAGGCUAAGACAGGCAAUUGAUGAGGAGUUGAUGUUGUACCUCCUUCAGCUGGUCCAGGCCUUACGUUAUGAAGACUUUGAUGAGAUCAAAGCUGGACUAGAAGCUGCAUCAGCUAGACCAAGAACUGAGUCUCAUGUGUCCCAGGAUUAUCAUGUGGAUAGGGACAGGAGUUCAAGUCACAACACUAUUCCCCAUCCCCUCGCUGAAACACCAGAGUCACCAACCCCUCCUGCCACUCCCAGGGAUCAGGAACAAGGGAAGAAAGAAAUAGAAGAGUGUAAUCUAGCCACAUUCCUGAUAGAGAGAGCAUGCUGUAACUACACCUUAGCUAACUAUCUCUACUGGUAUCUACUGGUAGAGAGUGAUGAACAAGAUACCAUCUCCAAGGAUACGCGUAUCAUUGAAAUGUACAAGAUUGUUCUUAAAUGCUUCAGUCAAUCUCUCAGCAAGGGAGGAAAGGAUUGUGUUCACUAUCGGUCACUACUGGUCAGACAGCAUACAUUGACCAAUCAUAUCCUUAAUAUCAUGAGAUUAGUAGCUAAAGAGAAUGGGAACAGAAAGAAAAAGAUCGAGAGGUUACAGGCGUUACUGGGUGACAAUGAGCAGUCGGUCAACUUCACAAACUUUGACCCUCUACCCCUGCCUCUUCACCCGGAGGUCAAGGUAGUGGGUGUGGUCGCGGAGAAGGCGUCCAUGUUUAAAAGCUCCCUCAUGCCCAUCAAGCUCACAUUCAAGACAACCGAUCAUGAUGAGUAUGUAGCUAUAUGUAAGAAUGGAGAUGAUUUAAGGCAGGACCAACUCAUUCUUCAGAUCAUCACACUUAUGGAUCAGUUGCUGCGACAAGAGAACCUAGAUCUGAAGCUGACUCCAUACAGAGUACUGGCUACAAGCAGCAAGAAUGGCUUUGCUCAAUUCAUUGAUUCAUCAGCAGUAGCUGAUGUACUUUCGCAAGAAGGAAACAUUCAGAACUUCUUCAGAAAGCAUGCACCAAGCGAAGGAGCCCCGUAUGGCAUCAGCCCUGAUGUGAUGGAUACCUACGUGAAGAGCUGCGCCGGCUACUGCGUCAUUACCUACCUACUAGGGGUUGGAGAUCGUCACCUCGACAACCUCCUCCUGACCAAGUGUGGCAAGCUCUUCCAUGUUGACUUUGGUUACAUCUUGGGGCGGGACCCCAAGCCCCUACCACCGCCCAUGAAGAUGAGUAAAGAGAUGGUGGAGGGGAUGGGAGGGGCGCAAGGGGAGCAGUACCAAGACUUCCGUAAGAUCUGUUAUACAUCAUUUCUGCAUCUCAGAAGACAUUCCAAUCUAAUCUUGAACCUGUUUUCACUGAUGGUGGAUGCCAGUGUGCCUGACAUUGCAUUAGAACCAGACAAGACUGUAAAAAAGCUCCAGGAUAAGUUUCGUCUAGACCUCACUGAUGAAGAAGCGGUUCAUUACAUGCAGACAUUGAUCGAUGAGAGCGUGGGGGCAGUCUUUGCAGCUGUUGUUGAACAAAUUCACAAAUUUGCCCAGUACUGGAGAAAAUAAACAAAUCUAAACUGUGAUGAACAACCAAAGAAGGAAUCAAGAUGAACCCUAGGUCUCUAGCAGUAUACAUCAUUGCAAACAGUGGUGCCUAUUUAAAUCAUGCCUGAUUCGCAAUAUUGUCACAUCUCAAAGAGGCUCCUUUAAACAACUGUAACAGUAUCAUAAAGUGCCGUACAUAACGGAGAAAUACAAGGAAGGUUUUGGAGCGGGCAUUUACUGGAUGAAUUUGCUGCUACAAGCUGAUGACUCCAAGGGAAACACUAUCAUUCCAUAUUUGUUCUGUGUUUAUACUUCUCGUGCCAUAGAAAUGGCAGCUCUGUAGUGAUCAUGUGGAGCGUUGUGGCCCAGUGGAUUAGUCUUCGGACUUUGAAACAGAGGGUCGUGGGUUCGAAUCCCAGCCAUGGCGUAAUUUCCUUCGGCAAGAAACUGAUCCACAAUGUGCUGUACUCAACCCAGGUGAGGUAAAUGGGUACCGGUAGGAAAUAAUUCCUUAAAAAGCUGUGUGCGCUACGAACGCCUAGCUUAGCCGGGUAAUAUAGGAGCGCCUUGAGCACCUAACAAGGUGGAUAUGUGCGCAAUAUAAAUACCCUUUAUUAUUAUUAUUAUGUGGAUUAUGUGGGAACUAUGAGCGACUGUGGCAUGAUAACCAAUAAAGGCCUCUAAGUGUGAUUGUCUAUGUAGAUUUCCCGGGAAAUUCAUCAUAAUCGACUAUGACUAAUGCUGGAUUCUACAUAUAUUUGUCCUGACUUGGAUCCGUAACAUCAAGCUUUAGCGAUUGAUCAUACAGUUGAUUUGUAUGCUUGAAAGCACAUUUGGCCCCCGAGUCAUUACGUUUAUUUUGAUUUUUUUUUUUAGUAAUAAAUAGGCGUUUCGGGUUAACUGGCGGUGGUUUAACAACCCUUCCCCCAAAGUUGCUGAAAUUUCAUUUCAUUCUAAUCCCACAUGUAGACAUUCAUGUUAGGGUCUACUCGAUCUAGUUUGACAGAAAACUGAAAAUGAUCCGAGUCAAGAAAGAAGGGAAUAUUCUUCAUUUUCUUGAUAGUUUCCAUCUAAAUCAAAAUAAUUUCAAGAAAAUAUGGAAAAUAAAUGACAAUUUUUUUUAAUGUGAAGAUUUAAAACAUGAAAUCUCAGCAACUUUUGGGGAAGUUCCCCCGUCCCUUAUGAUUGUCAAAAUAGAAAAUGUUAUGCUUUUAACAAUUGUUUGAACAGCAUUUAAAUGUGACUAGGCCCUAGUGCAGAUAAUGAAAUCAAGUUUAAAAAAAAAAUCCCUAUAAUCAAUCUCUAAACUUUGUAUUACAGGGACCAACGAUGUUAACAUAAAUGCAAUGUUGCUGAAAUAUCAGUUAAAGAACAUUGAAAUAUAGUUCCUUCACGAUGUAUAUUAUUUCAAUUGAAAUAUAAUUUAAGAUACUACUAUUAUAUUUGUGAUCAUCAAUGAUGAUUAAUACCCGUCAAUCAUGUAUAUUGUAUAUUUGAGCUAUCAAAAUUCUUGGGGGGGGGGUGAUGGGCUCCUCUUUACAUGUAAAUGACAUGUAUUAGUUUCACAUUAUGAUAUAAAAGAGCUUGAAAUUAGAAUUGAAAGUAACAGGUAAAAACUGUUGAUUGAUAUAAGUUUGGUAUUACAACUCAUCCAGCAGAAUUUCAUUCAAAUGUACAUCAACUGGAUCAACGGACCCCAUUAAUGAAUAACAUAUUUGUCAUGGAACAUAAUCAGUGACCCAAGGGGGUCUUUCAUAAAGCUGUCAAACAGGUUGUGGAUGACUUUACAAUUAUCUUGUAUAAUGGGAUGCCCAAAGUUAAAAAAGAAAGUGAAGUGAAAUGUCAAAUUAUAUUGCGAUUGCAAUUUACAUUGAAAAUGGUUUAUAGUAAAACGGAUCCUUGCAUGUUAAGUUUAUCUGAUGCAGUUAAUUCAUGAUUAAGAAUCCCAUUCGACUUGCCAUUCAAGUUGACCCUGAAGUUAUAACUUUACAAACAACUCUGUAAUACACCCCCUCCCAACAGAAUACAGGAACAACAUGAGAAUUAUAAUAGAGACUGGAUACAUUUUGAAACAUCACACACUUUUAUUCAUUAGUCAAACACAUCACAAGUGGUAGUCAAUGGGAAGUAUAUCAUAUUACACCAAUGUAUCACCAUAAAUAUCAAAACUGACAAUUAGUGGGCUAUUCUAACCUGGUAUAUCUGAUGAAUUCUGUUAAUUUCCCAAGGAUUAAUAAAUGAAUUUUAAACUCUUGUGGUCAUUGACCUGUAUUCACAACAGUGCAAGUUUAAUCUGUAAUUCCAACUAUGGAAAGUGGAUGGUUGGAUGUCCUCAUUCUUUUAUUUCCCAAUGAUGUUUACAUGACCUGGGCCUUAUUUUUUCAUAGUCAAGAAAACCAUAGUACUUCCACAUUACAGUUUAACUGUUGGCUAAUGUGACAUAUUUGACUAUCCAUAGUUUUACCACUAAUUCUAACAACAGUUUUACUUAGUACACUGUUGUCAAUAUGAGUACAUGGGUUGAUCAUUGAUGGAAUUCAUAUUCGUGAAUUAUUCAAGGAAAUCUGAAAUAAAUGAAAUAAAUUCAUGCUUUUCAUUUUGAAUUUUCUGAUUACUUAAAUCCAUUAUCUUAUUUUACAAUGAAAAUAUUUGGUCAUGUACAUAUAUUUAUUUUAUUUGAAAAUCAUUGAGCGUUAAGUCACAAUUCACAAAGGUGCAUGAUCAUGGACAUAUGUAUUUAUAUUUUCUUCCCUUUUUAUAGAUUUUGUUAUCAAAAUUAUCAAUAUUAUCUUAGUGGUGGAAUGGAUUUCUCUCUCAAUUAUACAUGUAUUAAAUCAUAUUUAAACUUUAAUUUUGAUGAUUCUGCUGACAUAUAUUACAAGUUGAAAGUGGCUGCAUGUUAAUGUGUGUUUCUCUAAGUAAUAUAAACUUUCAGAAUUUUGAGUCCCAACUAUAUUAAUCAACAAAAUAUUUGCACUGGGGUAAAAAAGCUGCAUAAAAAUAUUUCACUUUCACAACUACUCUUAACACACUAAAACAUAUAGUGUACAUAUUAACAAAUGGCAAGAACAUAAUGUAUACAGCGUAGAAAUCAAUAACACAUACAAUAUGGCAAGCACUCACAAAUUUUGGUCAGAUAUUGAAAUGGCAUUAUAAUGGAUUAUACUAGGAAACUAUACAUAUUAACAAGGUUGGUUAUAGAAUCUAGAUCAACUUGGUAUUGCAAGCCUGUAACAUGGAAGUAUUGGUUGGAAAAUAUUUUCUUCCCCAUUUGAUAAAAGGAAAGCACUGGUACUCAUCGUUUACAACAAGUUCAUUUCAACACUAUACUUGAUGAUAGGGGCCCAUAUUCUGAAGUCAGGUUUAACUUAGACCACUGUCUUACUCUGUGCUAAAAUUAUGGGGAGCCAAAAGUUUAAAAAUUCUGUAUAUUUCUUAACUUUUGCUUUCAUAAUGAAGAAAAAUACUUCAGUUAUCAUUCCCAGACAAUUAUGAACAAUUUGGGUGUCAUGUGAGUUAAUAUAUUGAAUGUGUACUGUUAGGGAUUUGUGCUCCAAUUGGCUCUCCAUAGUUAAACCACAACUUUAAACCAGGUUUUCAUUUAAACCCGAGUUCAGAAUACGGGCUAGGGUGUCUAAAAGCUCAAACUUCAUGUAGACUAGAAGUUUACAUAUUGGGCUUUCAAAAUGGAGCAUUUUUUUUUUAUCAGGCAUUUGACCUACAUGUAACUCAAGCAGGAACUACAUAAUGGAUCAAUAUUAAACGGAUUAUUAAUAAUAAAUAAUACUAAAUUUAUAUAGCAGGAAAAAUCCUUAUGAAUGUAAGUUUUUCAAUUCAGACCACCAUGUUAAGAUCAAAUUCAUGUAGGUGAUGGGUGAACUAACAAGUGCUUUUCAUAAUCAAUUCCUGGGUUAAGAAUGCAUGUACUAACUUCUAAUUGACUUCAAUACAAAUCUAAUGUCAUCUUAUGUCUUCUUAAGUACAUCACAUCUGGAAAGCAGGUUUUGAAGCUGUUCAUAUUCAAAUACAUGUAAAAUACACUUCUCCUUUACACAUUAAUGGAGGACUUUUCAAACAUUUUACACUAUUAUUUUGUUAAAAGUUAUACAAAGUAUAAUACAAGCAUUUUAAAUGAGGUAUAAAGAAAGACCACAGUCAUGAUAAAAAUGGUGUAGGCAGUGGUGAUAAGUGAAAGCACAUUAUGACCUGAAUUCAACAUCAAAAAAGGAAUUUAGCAGCUUUUCAUCAUUUAUGAAGGAAUUUUCAAUUUAAUAAAUUUGAAAAUCACCUCGGCCACCAAGUUACAAUGGGGGCUUUGUGUUGAUAGCAAACUAAGUAGAUAAAGCGACAUAAAUUAGUUUCAGAAAUGAUUUUUAUUCAAUGAAAAUUGCAGCAUUAAUGAAUGAAAUAAUCAGUUAUAACUUCACUCUGCUCUAUGUACUACAAGCCACCACUCAAAGUCAGUAAAGCAUCUUUCAUGCAGGAUCCCACUAACAUCUAAUCAUCACUAAUGCUCAUAUUCAUUAUACAUGUAGAUAAAACAAUGGGAACGGUUGGAACUGCUUAUCGUCUUUCACAAUGACUGUUCAUGCAUUCCCCAUUUUUUUUGCUGAUGAAUGCGAGGAUAAGCAAUAAGAUGCUUGUCGAAUUCCUGUGUGAAAGAUGCAAUUAUAUCUAGUUAUAAAAACAGGAGGAAGUGAUUUCCCCAAAAUCUUUUGAGGUUCUUGAGACUUGUCGUUUCAGUGACAUGUCCCAGUUUGCGCAUUACAUAAUACAUGCUUGCAAAAUGUUCCCUUAUUGUGACACCACUCAAAAGCAUUGAUUAUGGGAGAUUGUUCAACAACAGUGCCCUUCAUUAAUCAGAAUGUUUUUCUUUAAAGUGGUAACAAACCCCAUUUAAACACUACAUUUUUACUGAGUAAUCCUUAUUCUUCCCUUUUGCUUGGGAUUCAUUGUUUCUUUUUUUUUUCAAUUCUAACUCAUAGCCCAUGCUAUUUUGUAUAUCUUCGGAAAAGGUUGUUGACCCAGCAAGCUUCUCAUGAUAAUGGAAAUUGUUGGUGCAUAUAUGAUGAAACAAACUGUUGCAGAUGCACGGAUUAGUUAUAACAAGUUUUGUUGAAAAAUAAAAUUAGUAAGUUUUUAUAAUCUGUCAACUCUGUAUAUAUGUACCUAAAUGAAGUUCUUCCAUUUCAUUGCACAUAAUUCCAUUAAAAGGAUCAGCCAUUAUAUUGUGUAUCAAAGAACUAACUACAUGUAUUUGAUAAUGAUGAAUGUAGCACAUGCAUGUUAUGUUAAGAAAAUUAUCAUAUUUCAAAAAUGUACAAACAGUGCAAUUAUUUAAAUACAUAAGAAUUAUUUACAA
Molecule: messenger RNA, 8117 nt
Organism: Lytechinus pictus (painted urchin)
Lineage: Eukaryota; Metazoa; Echinodermata; Echinoidea; Temnopleuroida; Toxopneustidae
Product: phosphatidylinositol 3-kinase catalytic subunit type 3-like
Exons: 19
Coding region: 107-2776 (889 amino acids)
Biological process (GO): autophagy of peroxisome; phosphatidylinositol-3-phosphate biosynthetic process; endocytosis
Cellular component (GO): membrane; peroxisome; cytoplasm
Molecular function (GO): 1-phosphatidylinositol-3-kinase activity
Source: RefSeq, a predicted model, not a curated record